Messenger RNA from Penicillium canariense, 525 nucleotides. RefSeq lists its product as uncharacterized. Bases 1 to 525 code for a protein of 174 amino acids. The transcript has a single exon. The record is from RefSeq and is a predicted model, not a curated record. Lineage: Eukaryota; Fungi; Ascomycota; Eurotiomycetes; Eurotiales; Aspergillaceae.
AUGCACUCUCAAUCUGACCGCGACUCCUAUCCAAACCGAUCUCUGUCUCAAACCUCUGCAACCACCUGCUCCUCUCGCAGCACUCAAAGCUCCGACGAGAAGAAAUACAGCCGCAAGCUGUCCAACCCACUGGCCUCCAAGCUGUUCCGACCACGCAACAAGUCUCCCAGCCCCAUCGACAUCCCCAAAUCCCACUGCCCGUCCUCGGCAAGUGACUCCCAUCCUCGAGACAUUUCCCGCAGUGCCCCCGGGCCCUCCUACUUCGGCCAGCUCCGCCGCUCCCACAGCCCUGACCAGAUGUCUCCCAUGGCCACCAGCCCCCAGUCUCCCAAGCAGGAGUACCCUAGCAAGCGGGCCUCCACCCCGACCGGCAAGAACAGCGACAACUACCGUCGCUACAGCGGCACCAUCAACCACUACGGGCGGCACUCAAAUGACUGGCUGUUUGGCGGAUUCAGCGUGCGCGAGACCGUCCGCGAUGGGAUUGAUAAGCUCCGCAGCAAUGACAAUGACAAGGAGAGCUGA